Penicillium odoratum is the source of this 207-nucleotide messenger RNA. RefSeq lists its product as uncharacterized. Lineage: Eukaryota; Fungi; Ascomycota; Eurotiomycetes; Eurotiales; Aspergillaceae. The record is from RefSeq and is a predicted model, not a curated record. Bases 1 to 207 code for a protein of 68 amino acids. The transcript has 2 exons.
AUGUGGUUUAGUGGCCGGGCUGACAGUGUGGCCGACUCGCUUGUGAAAUACUCUGCUGCAAACUACCUCGACAUGAACGGGUCAGAUAGUGUUUACGGCCAACCACGAUGGAGACCCCAGCCCCGGGCUUAUCGCGAAGAGCUUGGGCCAGGCUGUGAUGGUAAAAUUACAACAGCGCUAGAUCAGAAGGCCCAAAGAUAUGUAUAA